Messenger RNA from Protopterus annectens (West African lungfish), 1855 nucleotides. Its product is annotated as sulfotransferase 1C1-like. The transcript has 7 exons. The record is from RefSeq and is a predicted model, not a curated record. Gene Ontology annotation, cellular component: cytoplasm. Bases 2 to 910 code for a protein of 302 amino acids. NCBI's taxonomy places the organism in Eukaryota, Metazoa, Chordata, Ceratodontiformes, Protopteridae. Gene Ontology annotation, biological process: sulfation. Gene Ontology annotation, molecular function: sulfotransferase activity.
GAUGGACAAAAUGACAAAAAGCUUGCCAGAAAACAGUUUCCGAAGGCUUUCUCUGAAGAUGGUGCAGGGGGUACCACUGAGAAAAACAACUGCUGAAAAUUUUGAGCCAAUUGCUAAUUUUCAAGCCAGGCCAGAUGACCUUCUAAUAGCAUCAUAUCCAAAGGCAGGUACAACCUGGAUACUGGAAAUAGUGGACAUGAUCGACAAUGAAGGGGAUGUGGAAAAGUGCAAACGAGCUCCUACCUUUGUACGGUUCCCUUUCCUUGAAAUCAGUCCUCCACCUCCAGUUAAACCAGGCGUAGAAGAAGCUGACAAUAUGCCUUCUCCUAGGAGAUUAAAGACACAUUUACCUUUCCAUCUUGUGCCCAAGUCUUUCUGGGAAAAGAACAGCAAGGUUAUCUAUGUUGCCAGAAAUGCGAAGGACAAUGCUGUAUCCUAUUACUACUUUGACAAGUUAAACCAACGUCAGCCAGAACCAGGGACCUGGGAAGAGUAUUUAGAAAAGUUCAUGCAAGGAAAUGUGGCCUGGGGAUCCUGGUACGAUCAUGUCAAAGGAUUCUGGGAGAAGAAGGACCAACACCAGAUCCUGUAUAUGUUUUAUGAAGACAUGAAAGAGAACCCUGAACGAGAAGUUAGAAAGGUGAUGAAGUUUCUGGAAAAGAACCUGCCAGACCAUAUUAACAGUAAGAUUAUUCAGCACACGUCAUUCUCUGCAAUGAAGGAAAACCCCAUGGCUAACUACAGUACUAUGCCUCCUGCUUUCUUUGACCAAAGUUCUAUCUCAUUCAUGAGAAAAGGUGAGGUUGGUGACUGGAAAAAUCACUUCUCUGCGGAUCAGAAUAAAGUCUUUGAGGAAGACUACAAGAAGAAGAUGGCCGGAUCAUCACUGACGUUCCGCACAGAGAUCUGACCUUUUUCUGAGGGAUGGUGAUGAAAGGAAAAGCAAGCAGCAACAGCAAGAAAAUAAGCUAUUUCAUUUGUUGCCCUUUUGUGUCCGAGCCAUCAGACUAAGAACUUCACUAACCUUAAACUAAACUGCAAAAAAUAGCAAUAUAAUCGGACUGUAUUUAUUUUGCAUAAAUGGCAUAAAUUAUUAAUAGGAAUGUAUCUUAUUUUUACAUUUUUGGCAGGGUAAAUGGUAGGAUAAAAAACGUAUCACAUGAUCUUUUUUGCAUAUGACCCAAGAAUAUAGAAGAAAUAAAAUGAAAUGCAGAAUAGAAUUUAUUCAGAACAGAAUUUAAACCAUCAGAAAUGAAAUCAUGUCUUCUGUCUUAUGCACAAUGACAGGAAUUGUGCUCUGUAUCAUCAUGCAAUACAACUGUUACAAACAUGCUGUGAGUAUGCUUAGUGGUGCUGCUUGAUUAUGACUAAGAAAAAAGAAAAUAUCUCAAUGAAAGAAUGUAGUGAUGAAUAAAAUACAGAUAUUGGGCCUAGCAAUCAAGAAGGCUUUGCAGCCAGAAUGUAGUGUGUGCAAUGAAACUAAUAGGAUUGUGUAGUAUAUGGGGAAAAUGUUACAAUUCUUUGUUGAGGAGAAUCCUGAUGGAAGAAGUUUCCCUAACCCUCCUAUAUGGGAACAUAACCCCCACAGCUCAGAACUAAACAUGACCUACCAAUUCUCCACCAGAGGCCAAUAGUGCAUUGGACAUACCACCUCCCUUUCUCCUGCGAUGGGUGAGCCUGCAUUAGCUACUCACUCCCAUCUUGCCCUUUCUUGGCCUUUCCAGUGCUUCGGCUGCUAACUGACCCCAGGACAUGAGUAAUAAGCAAGGUUUUAUACCCGUGUUGUUGUUGUGUCUUUCAGCUCUUCCCGGUUAAGGGUUGCCACUCCAGUCCGCUAAUGAUUGGCAGUAGAUUU